UUGCUCCACCAUGUACUAGCGCGAAUUGCGUGAUCGCACGUCUUCACCCCCAGCUAUCGCACCUUGCGGAGAUGGUUACAAAGCGAUCCCGAUGGCGGCGCCCAAUAUAUACUCCAGGCCGUGGUCGCUCUCCCUCUUCCCACCUCCAGAUCUAAACGAUUGAUAAUAGUAGUUUCUUCUGGGAAGCCUCCAUUUAGACACCAACCCACAAAGACAUUCUGCUUCUGGCUUCUCCGCACGUGCCUGUCAUACCCCAAACUUCCGCCACACGAUCUUGAAGAUGUCGUCACCAUUGUUCGCAAAGGUCGACUCCUACAAGCAGCCUACACUCCGCGAGGAGUCUGGCUAUGCUUCAGCCGAAUCCAGUCAGGAGAGCCUACCUGAGGUUUACUUUACGAAGCCUCAUUUGAAGUUUAUCAACGCCCAGCUCCAGAAGCUCGAGCCGCAAGACAUCCUACGAUGGUGCAUCACAUCUCUGCCUGGAUUAUUCCAGACCACCGCCUUUGGUCUUACUGGCCUGGUCACAGUGGACAUGCUUUCAAAACUCGACGGACCUUUGAAGCACAACAUCGACUUGAUCUUCCUAGACACGCUCUACCACUUCGACGAAACCUAUGCCCUUGUUGACCGGGUAAGGAGGCGAUACGGAACACCGGUACACGUCUACAAGCCUGCUGGCUGCGACAACGUCAACGACUUUACUGCCAAGCACGGUGACAAGCUGUGGGAUACCAACGACGAACUGUACGACUACGUUGCCAAAGUGGAGCCUGCCGAGCGUGCCUAUUCUGAACUUCAGGUCAAGGCUGUCUUGACUGGUCGCCGACGUAGCCAAGGUGGGAAGCGUGGAGACCUAGACAUUGUCGAGGUCGACGAGGCCGGCCUCAUCAAGAUCAACCCUCUCGCCAACUGGAACUUCGCCCAGGUCAAGGAAUACGUCGACGCCAACGACGUCCCAUACAACGACCUUCUCAACAGGGGUUACAAGAGUGUUGGUGACUGGCACUCUACACAGCCAGUAGCUGCGGGAGAGGACGAGCGAUCAGGACGCUGGAAGGGCAAGAACAAGUCAGAGUGCGGCAUCCACAACCCCAAGUCACGAUACGCUCAGUUCCUUCAAGAGCAAGCUAUGAAGCAGCAGAACGAGGACCUAGCCAACAAGCUGCAACAAGUCUCUUUGAACGUUUAGGAAGGUGUGGAAGAUCUUGAUUCCUACUUGUUGUAUCGCAUUAGCAUCGGCGUUUGGGUUAUUUAUGGGACAUGGCAUAGCAUGGGGUUUGGGUC
This is a messenger RNA of Alternaria rosae, 1284 nucleotides long. RefSeq names its product phosphoadenosine phosphosulfate reductase. The record is from RefSeq and is a predicted model, not a curated record. Bases 281 to 1189 code for a protein of 302 amino acids. Lineage: Eukaryota; Fungi; Ascomycota; Dothideomycetes; Pleosporales; Pleosporaceae. The transcript is spliced from 2 exons. Gene Ontology annotation, molecular function: phosphoadenylyl-sulfate reductase (thioredoxin) activity. Gene Ontology annotation, cellular component: cytoplasm.